Molecule: messenger RNA, 231 nt
Organism: Racocetra persica
Lineage: Eukaryota; Fungi; Glomeromycota; Glomeromycetes; Diversisporales; Gigasporaceae
Source: the annotation of a GenBank genome assembly
UGGUCUGCAAAACAAUUUACUGGUUCAUUUGAUCCACCUCCUCUUGCCUAUCAUUCUGCUCAAAUUGUUGGAGACUACAUGAUAAUAGCAUUUGCACCAGAUGCAACACCAGAAGAUUCCGAUCAAUCUAAUAAUCAUUUACCAUUCAACAUUUUACUUAUUGCUGGUAUUGGCGGCUUACUUGGAUUGGCGGCUUUCUUGGUGCUCGCAUUGUUAUUGGAGGCAUCAUAG